AUGGCCAACAGUUUGGUUUUCACAAUUGCAUAUGUUUUCAUUCUGUUUUGUUCUUCGGCAUUCGGGAAUCGGAUGUACUUGUCUUGGAACAAAACGAAUUCAGUUGUUGCUGCUUCAAAUGCUGAUGGUAUCUGCAAGUUAAUGGUGGAGCCACGAGGUUACACUUGUGAAGAACACAAAGUGACAACUAAAGAUGGUUAUGUGCUAAGCUUACAACGAAUCCCAUUAGGACGAUCGGGUGGCAAGAAGGGAGACCGGGUGCCGGUUCAUUUGCAGCAUGGUCUCCUAAUGGACAGUAUAACAUGGCUGUUGAGCCCUCCAGAUCAAUCGUUAGCGUUGGUUUUAGCUGAUAACGGGUUUGAUGUCUGGCUAGCUAGUUCAAGAGGAACCAAAUAUAGCCGUGGUCAUGUAUCUCUCAAGCCUGAUGAUGAGGCUUAUUGGGAUUGGACGUGGGAUGAGUUAGCAGCUUAUGAUCUUCCAGCCACAUCUCAGUAUGUCCAUGAUCAAACAGGCCAGAAACUGCAUUAUGUUGGCCACUCGUUGGGAACUUUGAUGGCAAUGGCUGCAUUUUCGAAAGGUGAGGUUGUAAGCAUGCUAAGGUCCGCAGCAUUGCUUAGUCCGGUUGCGUAUGUAGGCCAGAUCACGUCCCCUUUAGGCAGAACCGCUGCUGAAAACUUCCUGGCUGAAACCUUGAAAUGGCUGGGCCUUCACGAGUUCAACCCGAAAGGGGAUGCUGUGACCAAGCUUCUCAAGAAAAUCUGUGCGCAACCGGGGGUGGAUUGUACCAACUUGUUGAAUUCAUUCACAGGCAAAAACUGUUGCUUGAAGCCUUCGAUAGUUGACGUUUUUCUAGACCAUGAGCCGCAACCGAGUUCUACGAAGAACUUGAUCCAUGUAGCUCAAAUGAUAAGAGAAGGAACGAUCCAAAUGUACGAUUACGAGGACGAAGGCGAAAACCGGAGGCACUACGGGCAAUCCACGCCUCCGGCUUACAACAUUGAAAGCAUACCAAAAAACAUUCCGUUUUUCCUAAGCCAUGGUGGUGCAGACGCCCUUUCCGACGUGAACGACGUGAAGCACUUGCUACAAACACUCAAAGAUCACGAUCGAGAUAAGAUCGUGGUUCAAUUCCAAGAAGAUUAUGCUCAUGCCGAUUUCGUUAUGGGCACAAAUGCUAGACAAGUUGUCUAUGAACCUCUUAUGACUUUUUUCAAACGUUAUUGA
Molecule: messenger RNA, 1224 nt
Organism: Cynara cardunculus var. scolymus (artichoke)
Lineage: Eukaryota; Viridiplantae; Streptophyta; Magnoliopsida; Asterales; Asteraceae
Product: triacylglycerol lipase 2-like
Exons: 8
Coding region: 1-1224 (407 amino acids)
Biological process (GO): lipid metabolic process
Molecular function (GO): hydrolase activity, acting on ester bonds
Source: RefSeq, a predicted model, not a curated record